CGCCCAAUGACAGACCUUUAUGUCUCGAAAGGGGCUCUGUUAAGAAGGUUGCUGCUACAAUCACCGAAAAACGCAAGCACAUUGUGUGCCACGAUACCGACGACAUUGGAGGUGACAUGGCCAUGUCGGGUAGGGCAGUGGAACAUCAGGAGGAACGAUGCCCUGUCUUCCCUUGGUGCCAACCGAGCGAACUCGCGUCGAUGCUGCCCAUUUUCUUCUACCGGUACCCAGGCCCACGGACUAUCCCAGACGAGCUGUACCUGAAGUUCAUGUGCAUCGUUGUCCACAUCUUUAGAGAGUGCGUUGACGAGUGCCACUGUCCUAUUAAGGAGGCUCUUGUUCAAGGAUAUGCUUCAUUUGUUUCGCCCGGAAAGUGCACAAGUUACAAGAAGUGUUGGACUUUCUACUGCUCGGGCUGCAAGACUUCAGAUGUCCGGGAGAGCAGCAGCUUCCUCUUCAGAGCCAUCAUGGAGAACUUUCUAAACAGGGUUCUAAAGACAAACGGAUACUUCUUCCAGCCUUUGUCUGAGCUAGUCGCAGAGUUGGAGAACCUGACGGACCAUCAGGCAUACGUGUUGUUGGCAGUGGUGCGUUUCACGGAGUUUCUGUACCAGGAGACUCUAGACACAGUCCGUGAAGAAGGGCAUAACGUAACAACAGCAUCAGUUAUCAAACGCCUUCGGUCAGCAAGGGGACUGCCGAUUUGGGCCUAGAUUCAUGAUUUUUUUUUCUGUUUCAAACAUUUGGGCUUCUCUAUCAUACGUUACGUCCUGUUUUCGAGCUGAGAAAAAUGUAUCCAUAACAUAAGAAACGAGCUGAAUACCACAACCAAUCGAUUUGGUUGCUGUCCUCGUACCCAGCACUACGGUAGAACUUCGGUAUUACGGGUUAAGUUACCUUUGCAGUCAACGUCACUAGUAAAUGUAUUUGAAAAAGCAUAUCACUACAUCUGAACACAAGUCGCUCUGUUAAACAAUCCUUUAAAUUCAACGUUAUCCUAGUCCUAUUAUCUAAUAGUGUAUACUGAAGAAGGCAAGAGGUGAAAAUAUAUGUGCACGUAGAAAGUGUUGCUAAGCACUCUGUAAUUAAUAUUCCUGCACAAAAUACGUUCGUAUAUGCAGCACAAUCGUACUUCUCUUCUACUUGAACGUAAAGUCUUGUUUAACUCUCACACGGCCGGUGUACGUCCAAAUACUCGUUUGCCUGUCGGCAUGUACAUGGAAAUUAUAUCUGUCCCAAGUUUACAUAAACAUAAUAACGUUUUUAUAUUUAUUUAAUUUAUUUGUUUUUUGAUACAAUGUGUCUUUGUAUUUCUUCAAAGUUAUAUCAAGAGCAACAUUAAGAGCAACAUUUCAAUGCAACAUAUAAGAGGAACUCAUAGGUAUUGUGAAAAUCUUUUCAUGCUGCUUC
This is a messenger RNA of Branchiostoma floridae (Florida lancelet), 1410 nucleotides long. RefSeq lists its product as uncharacterized. The record is from RefSeq and is a predicted model, not a curated record. NCBI's taxonomy places the organism in Eukaryota, Metazoa, Chordata, Leptocardii, Amphioxiformes, Branchiostomatidae. Bases 117 to 713 code for a protein of 198 amino acids. The transcript is spliced from 6 exons.